AUGGCCUCGGUCGCGUCGCUUGGGUUGCACCAACCCGCUGGAAUCCAGUAUGCCAUUGAAGAAGGACUUCUCCCCCCCGAUGCACCCAGCUCCUCGUACACAUGGGAGGUUAGCAUCACCCAGGAAGAGGGCCGUGAGUACGAGGACGAGCUCCUCGUAACCGACAGCUGUGUGCUUUGGUCUCGCGGUGGCUUCUUCAGGAAGAGCUUCAGAUUCCAUCUCGAAAAGGAAUCCGUCACGCAAGCCCUUCUCGCCUACUUCCCCGCGUCCGCAGACAAUCCGAAAAGAGGUUCACAGACCGUUGGUCCCGCUGAUGAGACGUCCUCCGACACUCCGUCGACCCCUACGGCGCUCUCAAGGGCGCUUGUCGUCUUUCUCAAGACCCAGGCCCACAUCUACUUCCUCUCCGGAGCCAGCCAUGUCGUUCACAUGCCCUUCGAGGUUGAAUCGGCCUGUGCGGCCCCGCGCGGCGUUAUCAUUCAGCGCAAACCACGAGUGGAUAAUACUUCAGUCCCCCUCAGGUUGCCCAAGGUUCCGCCCAACUCGUUCAUCUCGUCCCAACCACCUCCCGUGUCCCGGCAGACUCAGAAUUGGAGUGUGACCGAGUUCUCGACCGAAGGAUUAGGCAACGUCAAAGUGCUUCCGCUGCGACUUAGUUUAACCUUGGAGAACAUGUGGCAGACGCCCAUGGAAACGAGUGACAGCCAUUGGCCGCGUUUGGUUUGUCUAACUGAUCCACUGUUGGAGCUCGGGCUAGUCGUGACGCACCCUGACAGACCGGCAGCUUCGAGAGGCGGACAAACCAUGGGCGUUUCCUUUCUUCCACCUUCUGAAGAGAUCCUUCAUAUCGAGGCUAUCAAAGUGCCUCAUCCUGACGAGGUAGAUUCGAGCAACGUGUGUAUUGCGGUCACGGUCAACCGGGAAACCAGCAUGUACACAAUCUGGCGCCUCGCCUAUCUUGAAAAUGAAGACCCUUUUCUGGGUCGACAGAAGAAGAGGAAGCCAAAACAAUCUCGGCGCCGGAGUUCCAUGGCGCCUGCGUUGGCUAGUGGAGCGGCUACUCCUGUCCAUCCAUCGAUGAGGGAGAGUUUCGGUGUCCCGCUUCCCGGAAAAAGGACUAGGAAGAGUGUCAAGGUCGAUGACAGGGACAAGACUCUCGACAACGCUUUGAGCUCCUUGGACCCUGAUAAAGGCAAUGAUGUGACGCGCAGACAGUCGCGGCGAGUGAGCUCCUUACUAGCAAGAGCCGAUCUUUCUGCAUCCCAGGACAGAUCUGCCUUUGCCGAACAAUCGAUGCAUGCCGGUCAUGGAGGUAGACGCCCAGAGUCUAACGGCAGUCAGCGGCCCCGAUUGAGUAGCGGCUACCGUCGGCCAAGCUCUGGCGGCACGUUCAACCCCAACCACAGCAUUAACAGCCUCCCUGAAGUCCCAGUCGAUGACCUCCUCGAAGAACUGCGAGCGGGCGGAGAUUUUGAGGGGUUCCACAACAUGGGCCUGGAUGAUCACGACUUUGACGGGCUCGUCCAUGAGAUGCUUUUCACGAAAAUCCACACCAUUAGCAUGGAAAACACAACAAUGCGAUACUCGCUCUCGGGCAAACCCGCCAGGACGCAGGCCAAGGUGUUCAUGGUUGCCGGCCCUCCAACAGCUACUGAUGAUCAAGGCCGGGCGCUUCUCCUGGUUGCCAUUCAAGACCCAGUCGACAAGAGGCUCCAGCUCUUGACUCUCCACCUCGUGCCCCGCGAGAAUCGCACGCGACACAAAGGUGGUGUCGGGAAUCAGGGAGACUGCGGAGGUUUUGACAUAAUACCGGGAGAUCCUCGAAGGGUCCAGAGUGUUGUAGACUCUUGCAAGGUCUCUGAUGGGCACGAAACCAUCAUGAUCCUGUCUGAGGAUAGACGAGGAGGCAGAGAAUUUAGCUUGCAGUCGCCGUGGGGCAAAGUCACAACCAUCGCACUGCCCUCGCUAUAUUUGGCCGAUCCCAGCACCCUCGAGGGAUACUGGAACGGCAACGCGGGCGAGCGGACCGCGGGACAACAGAUCCCGAAGGUUGAUGUUACAGCAACCCAUAUUGAUGCCAUGCUCCAUUCCACUUCGGGCGGUAUCGUUGACUUACGGGACAAGCAGGGCAGAUAUCAUCGCAUCCGCAUUAAACUGCAGCCGUCUUCUCCUUUUGUACGCAAGACUCUAGAUAUUUGUCGGAGCGUCCUUCCCGCCUCGUACGCGGACAAGUUGUUAGCAGGCUGGUGGCAUGUCAUGCAGUGGCUUCAUAGCGCGAAGCUUGGCGGCUCUGAGAAUCAUACAAAUGACAUGGAGUGGUCGGCAGCCGUUAUCCUACUGCUAGCUAGCUUCCUGGCUCUCGGGCAUAACAGCGAGACUUCCCUACGGACAUUCGACAAUAGCAUGUCAAAACUUUCGGGGAGCAAAUGGGAGGCGAUGCAGUUUCGUGAGACGCCAAAUUCGUCUGCCUGUCCACCUUGGAUGCUUGACAGGGCAUGGCAGUGGCUGCUUGACAGCGAAGAGCUGGACGCGCCAAACAGCGCCGAUGACGAAACCCGGCCCUCACAUGACUUUAUUCCCUUCCAUGUGGGACUUGCGAAGAGAUGGGUGGCCUCUGCUUUCGGAUUAUCAGCAUUCGGGUUUGAAGGCUACCUUCCAACUGCCUUGAACAGGAUUGGCAGUGGCCGUGAAACGGCCGCUUGGAGUAUCGCGCUCGCGCUUCAUCUCCUUGUGGAGGAGCAGAAGCUCAACAUUCUUUCUUCUGAGGACAUAUCGCCCAGUCAAACCGAUUUGAAGGCCGUCCUUUCCCAAGUCUCCCGGUGGCUCGGAUGGCAACGAUACGAGGCCCUGUAUGCACUGGGCGGGCAGGCAGACAUUCCUGUCACACAUGAUCUGGCCCCAUUCGUCACCACUGGCAUAGCUGAGCCUCCGUCAGAUUACUGCAUUCUAACUUGGAUUCAGGGGCACUUGACAGCUCGCCCUGGCGCUGGGUUCCCGACGCUGCCGGAUCUAUACACAACCGCGACCGGCGACAGCCAUGCCGGGAACCUACGGAACCAGUUGUGGGCCAGCCUCACGCCGCGUACCAUGAUGUUUCGGAGAUUCUUUGAACUACUUGGUUCAUGCGCCCACCGUUUCGAGGCGGUGACGGCUAUGCAUGAAUGUCGUUUUACGCCACAGAUCCUAGAGACGUUGCCAGAGGCAGUUCUCACACCUUUGCAAGAUCUUAUUUCCAUUUGCAAGUCGAAUCCUCCGCCAGCAUGGCCAAAUGAGUUGCUUGCGCUGGUGGGGCGCAACGACAUGAGUGCUGUUCUGAGAGCAGGCAAGACUUGGAGAGCGCGUGUGUCUGGCAUUGAUACUCCUUCCCAUGUUGCAAAGUGGGAUUUCCGUAUGCUGUGCCAGCACCUAGACGACUUCAAUGACAAUGCCGAAGAGACGGAUACGACGCAGCGCCAGGCCGUCGUCCGUUCGCUCUUCAAAGAGGACAGGAGACUGAACGAAGCGCAAAGCAUGCUGUCGACCCUUAAGAACCGUGUUGUUCGUCUGGAUCCGAAACCGGAGUGGACCGAGGCUGAAUAUCUGGAGCGGCAGAAAGAGUUGGUCGCAACCAUGGCAACCAGCACCCUGGCGAUCCCAGCCGGACGGGGUCUCUUGUACUUUGCUCUUCGGUAUCCGUUGCUCACCCAGAAGUACCAGAUCGGCGGGUUUAACCUUUCAUGCAUCGUCAAGCCCGCCAAUAACACCGUGGGCGUCGACAAGAGCAUGUUUAUUGAAGAAAAGAUCAACUGGGCGUUCUUCCACCAGGGCGUUGCCGGCGGGCUCGCGAUAUCGCCGCAGGCCAAGGGCAUCGACACCUCUUGGAUUCUCUACAAUAAGCCCGGCCAAGACCUCAGCAAUAGGCAUGCUGGCUUCUUACUGGCCCUCGGCUUGAACGGUCAUCUCAAAUCGGUUGCAAAAUGGGUAGCGUUCAAAUACCUCACUCCCAAGCACACUAUGACCUCUAUCGGUCUCCUGCUCGGCCUGGCCGCUUCCUACCUUGGCACCAUGGACUCCCUCAUUACCCGGCUGCUGUCGGUCCAUGUCACUCGCAUGCUCCCUCGUGGCGCGGCAGAACUCAAUCUCUCCAGACACACCCAGACCACCGGUAUCAUGGGCAUUGGGCUGCUCUACUGCAACAGCCAACACCGACGCAUGAGCGAGAUUAUGAUGUCGGAGAUUGAGCAUGUCGAAGAUGGAGGAGAAGAAGAUCCCCUCCGGGACGAGAGCUACCGACUAGCUGCUGGCUUUGCGCUCGGUUUUAUCAACCUCGGGAAGGGAAAUGACCUCAAAGGCUUGCGAGACAUGAGGCUUACUGAGAAGCUACUCACCAUCGCCACGUCCACUAAGAAAGUCGAACUGGUCCAUGUCCUCGACCGGUCAGCCGCCGGCGCCGUGAUAGCCAUUGCGCUCAUCUACAUGAAGUCAGAGGACCACGUUGUGGCGCGCAAGAUCAACGUUCCCGACACAAUCACGCAGUUCGACUAUGUUCGGCCCGAUGUUCUGCUCUUACGAACGGUGGCAAAGAACAUGAUUCUCUGGAAAGAGGUAGAUCCCACGUUUGAAUGGAUCAAGAGCGGCCUGCCUCUAGAGUACCGAUCGCGGUUCAAGCUCGAUAACAUAACCAAGCUGUACAGCCGAGACAUGCCCUUCUUCUCAAUUCUCGCUGGCCUGUGCUUUGCCCUGGGCCUGCGUUUUGCUGGGUCUGCAAACGGGAGGGUUCGAGACCUGCUCGUCCACUACCUCGAUGAGUUCAGACGCAUUGUCCAGAUCCCCGCUAGCGAUUUCGAUAGCGAGUUGACGCGCAGCAAUGCACGCAUGUGCAUGGACCUGGUGGCAUUGUCGUGUGCAGCAGUAAUGGCCGGAACAGGGGACCUCGUUGUCCUCCGCCGUCUUCGAGCGUUGCAUGGCCGGGACGACGCCAGCACGACCUACGGAAGCCACCUCGCUGCACAUCUCGCCAUUGGCGCGCUGUUCCUCGGUUGUGGAACUUGCACGUUCGGCACGAGCGAUAUCGCCGUCGCAGCUCUGCUCCUAUCCUUUUACCCCAUCUUUCCUGCGAGCGUGCAAGAUAACCGCUCCCACCUCCAAGCCUUCCGGCACUUUUGGGUUCUCGCCACCGAACCCCGCUGCCUCGUAGCAAAGGACUUUGUCACUGGCCAGCCCCUCAGCGUGCCCAUUUUGAUCCAUCUCGUCCCCGGAUCCCCCUCGGCGGCAGCAGCAACUGCUGCUGGCACCUCUCAACCACCCCAACCCCAAGGCCCAAUCGCCCUCCGCCGUCAGACGCCUUGCUUACUUCCCCCGCUGAAUGACGUUCUCCGCGUCGAAACCGACGCCCGCGCACUAGGCUACUGGGAUCUAACCCUGGGCUUUGCCAACUCUCCGCAGCUAGUGCAGGAUUUCCGCAAGGACCAGACCAUGUACCUUAAGCGCAGACCCGCGCAUGAGAGUACCUUCCCAGCGACGUUACGCGCGCUGGGCGGCGACGCCGUUUCCUCGUCGGCCUUGCCCAUCAUCAGCAUGCCGAUUGAUGCUACUCUCACAAUGACAAACAGCACACGGCGUACGGCCGAGCCCUUUGAGUGGGUGUUUGAUCUGGCAGCACUCAAGGACCUGACCCGGGCCGAGCGCGCCAUCGUGCUGGACCGCUUGGGAACCGACGGCGCGGUCGGUGAGGGCGAGGCAGCCAGCACGGCCGUGGAUGCCCGCCUGGUUCUGCGCUGCGGAUUGGACGCGUACAGAUGCUCGAGGGAGAGGCUGCUAGGGUUGAGGCUUCUCUUUGAGUGGGCCGAGAGAAGAAGCGUGUUCCUCCUCCCCGCCGGGGAUAAGGAUAAUAAUGGGAAAUCUCAGGAGCAGGAGCACCAGCAGGAGGAUAUGGGCGCCGGUGAGGACUCUAAGCCCGGUAGAUCUAGGAAAGAGAGAGGGAAAGGAAAGAAGCUGGACCAACAGAAGGGCAAGAAGAAGGUCUCGGUUGGAACCACAGUGUAUGCCGAACCUGCUGGUGACGGUGAUGGUGGUGAUGCAUCUCUCGAGAAGAAGAUCGCGUCUGCAGGCACCGGCGAGUUGGAGGCGUCCUGGUGGUUGCGGGAUAGCGCAAUUGAGGAGUUGAAGGGCCGGACGUGGCUCGCUGGUCGAGAAGGUUGA
Molecule: messenger RNA, 6180 nt
Organism: Canariomyces notabilis
Lineage: Eukaryota; Fungi; Ascomycota; Sordariomycetes; Sordariales; Chaetomiaceae
Exons: 3
Coding region: 1-6180 (2059 amino acids)
Biological process (GO): anaphase-promoting complex-dependent catabolic process; protein K11-linked ubiquitination; metaphase/anaphase transition of mitotic cell cycle
Cellular component (GO): anaphase-promoting complex
Molecular function (GO): molecular adaptor activity
Source: RefSeq, a predicted model, not a curated record